This is a messenger RNA of Brettanomyces nanus, 1425 nucleotides long. RefSeq lists its product as uncharacterized. Bases 1 to 1425 code for a protein of 474 amino acids. Gene Ontology annotation, biological process: regulation of gene expression. The transcript has a single exon. Gene Ontology annotation, cellular component: Rpd3L complex; nucleus; Rpd3L-Expanded complex. Gene Ontology annotation, molecular function: histone binding. The record is from RefSeq and is a predicted model, not a curated record. Lineage: Eukaryota; Fungi; Ascomycota; Pichiomycetes; Pichiales; Pichiaceae.
AUGCCUAUAAACCUUGAUCUAACACAGAAUGAUAAUGUACCUUCAAAGUCCGAUAUUAUUUUACAGCCCUUUGCAAGCUCUCCCCUUGAAGUUUUAGAGGACACCGAUACAGAUGAUUCUUCUCCGGCCAUCGAUGAUGAGAUCCAACUUAAGUACAAGAUAUGGAAAAAAAAUACUCCUCUACUCUAUGAUUACAUACAAACAAGCACGUUACUUUGGCCUUCUAUGUCUGUGGAAUGGUUUCCUGAUGUGGAAUCACAUGGUAAUGUAAAUAUUCAAAGGUUGUUGCUUGGAUCAUAUUCAAAUGGCUAUAACAGCUUUGAGAAUUUACAGCUCUGCACCAUCAAAGUUCCCAAAAGUGUCGAAGGACUCACAUUGAAAGAUUGUGAAUUCGACUCUGAUAAGCACGAGUUUACAACAUCCAAUUACCCUAUAGCAAAUAAUGACGGAAACUGCAAAGGAGCGCUUCAUAUGGUGCAGCAGAUUCCCCACCAAGGUGAUAUUAAUAAAGCCAGACUGAUGCCACAGAAUCCAGAUUUACUGGCUACAAUUUCAAACAAUGGUUCUGUGAAUGUUUUUGAUAGGACCAAGAAACCAAAUGGCUGCGAUUCCCGAGAACUGUCCAAGAGCAGAAAGGUAUUUGAUGACGAAGAGGAGGAGAGCACUUGUCUUUCUGACAUUAAACUUCAAUUUCACACAGGCGACGGAUGGGGGCUUGAUUGGAACAAAUUUAAAGAGGGUGAACUAGUAACUGGUGCCAGCGAUGGCUCUAUAGCACUAUGGGAUAUUAGGGACGGAUUCAAAAAGCCACAAAGAUCUUCAAAUGCAGUUACUGCUACUAGCCACAGAAAAUUCAAGACGUGCAUUUUGUCCCCGAUAUCUACACUAUUUUGCCAUGACUACGGUGUUAAUACUGUUCAGUACGUCUGGUUCCAUGACUCUUUAAUUGGGACCGCAGGCGAAGAUCAUAAAUUCAAAAUGUUCGAUACAAGAUCACUCGAUGGGAAUCCCGUAAUUCAGAUUACUCUUCAACAUCCUAUAAAUACCCUGGACUUCAAUAAACAGGAUCAGUAUGGACUGGUUCUAGGCGACGAUAAGGGUAACUUGUUAAUAGAGGAUAUUAGAUAUCCUGAAAGGCCUCAGAUCGUUAUUUCCAACGCUCAUAGCGAUUCAAUUACAGCUGUCGCAUGGAAUCAUGAGUAUGGCAAUAUUUUAGGUUCAUCUUCUACUGAUGGAUUAGUCAAACUCUGGAAGUUUGGUUCUGGCGAAAGCAGUACUAUUGAGCACAAACUUAUAUUUACCCAUGGUGGUCAUAUGCUGGGAGUUUCUGAUAUAGCAUGGAAUCCUAACGAUCCUAAGAUGCUUGCCAGUUGCUCUGAUGAUAACUCAGUGCAUGUUUGGAAGCCUUCGCAAGCCGUCUUUUAA